This is a messenger RNA of Melopsittacus undulatus (budgerigar), 5975 nucleotides long. RefSeq names its product growth arrest specific 2 like 3 (gene GAS2L3). The transcript is spliced from 11 exons. The coding region runs from base 710 to 2851 and encodes 713 amino acids. NCBI's taxonomy places the organism in Eukaryota, Metazoa, Chordata, Aves, Psittaciformes, Psittaculidae. Gene Ontology annotation, cellular component: actin filament. The record is from RefSeq and is a predicted model, not a curated record. Gene Ontology annotation, biological process: actin crosslink formation. Gene Ontology annotation, molecular function: actin filament binding; microtubule binding; cytoskeletal adaptor activity.
CUCUCCUCCCAUCCCGUGGAGCCUGUUGGCAACAGGAGUGCCCACAGAAAUGAGGUGUUCACUGAGCAGUGGGGGAAUUCUGUGUUUACUGAGCUUGGAGCUAGGCUGGUUGUCCCCCUGAUUGGGAAGUGCUUGCAAGUUUCUGGUGCUUCCCCUGUGGCGGGGGUGAAGCAGGUAGAGACUCCUCCUAAGGACCUUGAAGACAUCAGCUGGCUGGGAAAUGGGAAUGGUAUGGCCUGAGACUAUGCGUGGGAUAUGAUAUGAUACAGUCCAUUUUCAUUCUGUGGUAUUUUCUUUUAAGCUGUGAUCCCUGAACACCAAAUUCCUGUUGAAUGAAGGAAACCCAACUGGUUUUAGAAGUUGUCAGAUUUGGUUAUGACUCCACACAGUACUGCAGGAUUCGCCUCACCACAGCAUAUUCUGCACCCUUGCAGGCUGACUACUUGAAGGUGGCAGACUUCUGGGUCUUCUCAUCCCACUUGCUCUCCCUGUAAGUGGUAAGGCUACGUUAAUGUGUAUUCUCUGCAGUCUCAGAGCUGGACUCUUCGGGCUCUGAAAAUGGAAAUAAAAGGAAGGGAAAAAAUAUCACUUGGAGUGUCCCUGAUAAAGUUUGAGAAGUGCUAGCAGUCCUGGUACAAAGAAGUGGCUUCAGCCCGAAAAUAAGCUGGUUGCUUGUUAGCUGGUCAUAGGGGGGGAGCAACUAAUGUAAAUGCAGGUAACCAUGCAGAAUGCGGUUCAGGUGUGGUUUGGAGAUGACCUUCCCUUAAGUCCCCGAAGUCCUCUAACUCCCAGACAUGGGCCAGGUUUGGCAGAUGUGUGCCUGUAUGACCGAUGGAUAUCUGUGCGGCACGAAGCAACUUUGGUGCCUAUGCAAGAAGAUCUGUCAAUCUGGCUGUCUGGCUUGCUGGGAAUAGAAGUCAAAGCAGAACAACUGCUAGAAGAACUUGAUAAUGGCGUACUACUCUGCCAAUUGGUUGGUGUUCUUCAAAACACAAUUAAAGAAUGCUGUAGCUCAAAUAAUUUAAGGAAUUUUCCUAUGAGAAAAAUUCCAUGUAAGAAGGAUGCUCCAUCAGGAUCUUUUUUUGCCAGAGAUAAUACAGCCAACUUUCUUAACUGGUGUAGGGCCAUUGGAGUUGAUGAGACUUAUCUCUUUGAGUCUGAAGGUUUAGUUCUGCACAAGGAUCCAAGACAAGUGUAUCUUUGUCUGUUGGAAAUUGGGCGCAUUGUGUCCAGGUAUGGAGUUGAACCUCCUGUGCUAGUAAAACUAGAGAAGGAAAUUGAGCUGGAAGAAACACUGCUAAUGACUUCUGGACCACCAUCACCUAUUAGCACAGCAAAGUCAUGUUGUCACCAUGGGGAGCUACAUGAGGCAGUUAAACAUAUAGCAGAAGAUCCUCCCUGCAGUUGUUCCCAUCGAUUUUCAAUUGAAUACUUAUCAGAGGGACGUUAUAGACUGGGAGAUAAAGUACUCUUCAUACGAAUGCUACAUGGCAAGCAUGUGAUGGUCCGUGUUGGUGGAGGCUGGGACACUCUUCAAGGUUUUCUACUUAAAUAUGAUCCAUGCCGAGUGCUUCAGUUUGCAACUCUGGAACAAAAAAUCCUAGCAUUUCAGAAAGGAGUCACCAGCGACAGUGUCCCCAGCUCAUCAGCUAGACUUCAGGAGCCCCCUGUUAUGAAUCCAAUGUCAGCUGUCAGUAUGUUUCAAAAGCAGCCAUCAAAACCCCUGACUCCUGUUUCAACUCUUGGGGCCAGUGCCAAGAAGGCUUUAUCUAAACGUCCUCAGUCCCCUGUCCUGACAUCAUCAAAAGUGCCAGUGCUUCCAUCCUCCACAGCCAAGUCAUUGACAGUCAGGUCCAAAUUGCAAGGAUCUUCAGCACCAGGCAUGCAGUCUCCUCUGAAACCAUUAGCUGGCACCUCAAAGAAACUGGAGUCUCCUGCACACAGUUCACCAGCUUCUGCUUCUUCACAGCCUCUAAGCAAAAGCUCUUCAUCUGCAGAAGCAAGAGCAGCUCUUGUUCACUCUGAAACAUUGCGCAAACGUAUUUGGCCCCUUGAUGCUCCUAAGAUGAAAUUUACCCUGCCUCAGGGCUCUCCAGCACCAGCGCUACAUCCUGCCUCCUCAUCCCCUAAAAACCAGCCAUCUCCCUUGCCUGGGACGGCUGAAACGAUCACUUCAAAACAGAAGCGUGUCCCUACUAAAUGCAAACCUGUAUCUGACAAGAAACUCAAAGUGAAUUCAGUUAGUCCAAAGGCUGCUCAGGCACCUGCAACAAACCUCCAUGCUGUUGCCAAGUUUGCACAAUCUCAGCAGCUCCUUGCAAAACCUCAUUCUGAAAAUGCUAUUCAGACCUCAGGAACUAGGUCUCAGCAUCCUCGGAAAGCUCCACAAACAGCUACUGACCAGGCAAGGAACCUGAAAAGUCCUUCAGUCCUAAAACACUCGGCUUCUGCACCUUCCCUUGCAGUUAACAAAGCAUUAAAGUCACCACCUGCGCUGGUAUCUACAAGCAAAAAUGUAUCAUCAGCUGUCAAUAAGCAGCCUAAUGCCAGUAAACCCCCUUGGGUUGGACCCACUUCAUCCAGGCCUCCUGAACGCGCUCCUUUAUCUGUUGUACGGCUUCCUCAAACUUCAGCCAAAGAGGCAGUGACCAAAAAACCAGCACAGCCUUCAACAAAAAACUUGCAAGUGACCGAAAGCUUGGCCCCAGCAGCCAAGAAGCCUCUCCCUAAGGGAAAAUCAGCAAUGGCGUGUAACAAAGGAACGCCUGGGGUAUCAAAAAGUCCUCUUAUGAAGAGCAGGCAAGAUGAUCACUAUUUUGUUAUGACAGGGAGUAAAAAACCCAGAAAAUAACCAAAUUGUUACUUUCUCUGGAAGUCUGAAUUUUGUUCCUGUGGGCCUCUUGUAACUGCUACACUGAAGACAAGGAAAAAAGUUUAAUAACACUACAUUUGCCAUGAAAUAUUAGGUAUAGCCUACAUUUUGCUGCGUAACUUAGAGUAAGAACUGUAUUUAUUUUGUGGUUUUGAAACUACUAUUUGGAUAUAUUUAGAAGUGAGCUUGCUUGCUGUGUAGCACUGCAGAAUAGAGAGUAACAUCCCUGCUUGCUGCUAGGCUGACCUGCUGCAGGGAAGUUGGGAGAGAGGAGAGGGGGAGCUAGGGCUGCUGCUUUUGCUGCCACUCAUUUUCAAGGGAGCAAAGCCUGCCCAAGAAACAUCUAUACUAGGCAGAGCCUAGGUGGAUCUGGCACAUCUGCACUGAGGCCCUUGUCAAGCGAUAGAGCUGUGCACAAGCUGUAAAAUGUAUAAUACGUCAAACAAAAGUGGGUUUUAGUUCAAUGUUGUAUUGGAACCCAAAUUUGAGUCAUCUGCAUGUAUUAGAAAGAGAAAUUUCUAGUCAUGUUUAGCUUUGACAACUCCCAUUAUCAGUGUUCACUGUGCCCCCCAUAUGCCUUAAAGUGGCUUCUGCUCACUUGGAAGUGGAGCCUUCUUAGUUUAAGUUGGAUGUGGAAAAUCAUGGCCUUGAUUCGUUGCUCUCAUUGUGCCUUAGCCUUUCAAAUUCAAGACAGAUCUCUUCAGUGAGCAAUGCUACUUUUACAGUCCUGAGCAGAUAACCUUAAUUAGAGCCCAGUCUUUCCUAGAAAGCUCUUGCUGCAUGGAGAGAAGCUUCUGAAUUUUGCUGGGAGGAUACUUUCCCCUGGGAUAAAGCCCCAAAGCAACUCCUGCUCCAGCAGCACAGAGUUGCCAGUACUAACUUGUACUGGCAGAGCCUUACUGCUCUGUGGGAGUAGCCUUUACAUGUAAAAGUAUUUAGUGAUUCUAAAUUUGGUUUUAUCAGUGUUGCAGGUUAAUUUUUAUUGGUAGUCUCAGUCUACAGCAGCUUUUUUGGUUUCAUUUAUGGAGACCUUUUUACUGGCUCUCCUGUAUUACCUUCUGGAGGUAAGGAGUAGCUUCCCAAAGAAGCACCAAGGAACUGCAUUUGCUUUUAAACUUACAAAGUGCCAGAAAUCUAUGCACUGUUUAGACUUUCAACUCCUGAACAUGUUCAGGUUUAAAUAUCUGUGGUGCUCAACACCUUUACCCUUAACAGAAGUAAGUUUAAUGGUAGGUUAAUAAAAAUUACUGUCUUUGGGAGUAGCAUUGUUUGGGAUAUUUUGGUUUUAAUGAACAGUUGUUCCUGCAGACACUGGGGAGCUCUCAAGGUCUGUGAAGAGACACUGCUGACUUCUACAGAUCAUCACUUCUGCUCUGUUCCCAGGAUAUUUACUUAUGGGCAAGAGAAGACAUGCAUGGAAACUGUAGUUUAUGAUGUUAUAUAUUUAAUGAUACUUUUUUUUCCCCUUGGAACUAGCAUAAGCAAGCAUCAUAAACUGAGUUCUCAUGUGCAGUGGCAAAGUGAUUGAGCUGUCUUACUGAGCACCUUGUUAGCUUUUUUAUUUAUGAUUCUAUUUAUGCAUAUCUACUGUACAAUACUGCUUACCACCUGCUGUGAGUAAACAGUAAAUACUAAUAUCAAAACUGCACGAGGAAAACAGAUCAGUUUUAAUAACAUGAACACAAAUCCCACAAGCAAUGUUGUAUGUUUGGGGAAGGCCUUAGGCUUGCUUGUUUUAUAAAUAAACUGGUCAAAGCUGCUACUGCAAAUGUUAAGAAUAAUAUUGACUGUAGUGGACUGCUUUCAGGUUUGAUAAAUUUGGCACACAGUUUCAUAUACAGAAAGCAUUUUACAGUAGUUGAGUUGAUUUUUAUUUUGGGCUUCCAAAAGCAAGCUAUGGUGUGCUAUAUCUCAUGCAGAUUAAUAGCUGAACUCUUGGGGUUUCUUUGUGCACUGGGUCUGGCUGAGAUGGAGUUAACUUUCUUUACAGUAUCCCAUAUGGUGCUGUGUUUCAGAUUUGUGACUAAAAAUCAGUGUUGAUAUCACACCAAUAUUUUGGUUAUUGCUGAACAGUCCUUGUACAGGGUUAAGGCUUUCUCUUUUUCCUGUUCUGACACCACAGCAAUUAGGCUGGUGGUGGGCAAGAGACUGGGAGAGGCACGUCUUUGAUAGCCAACCCUGACUGGACAAAGGGCUAUUCCAUAUUACAUAUUGUCACCCUCAGCAAUAAGAGCAGAGUAGAGGACAGAGGAUUUUGUAGGGGGGUUGCCUUCCAAGGUGCUGUUGUUUGCAGAUUUGGCUGGGCAUUGAUUGCCUGUGGAAAGUAGUGAGUGAUUGCUUUUGCAUCACUUGGUGGUUUGUUUUUUCCCUCUUUCUUUUGUUUAUUAAACUGUCUGUCUCAGCUGGUGAGUUUCCUUGCUUUUGCUGCUGCUCUUCCUCACCUUCCUGGGAAUGGAGAGGAGAGUGAGUGAGCAGCUGUGUGGGAGCUUGGCUGCUGGCUGGGGUCAAACCCACAACACCUUUUGAACCGUUGACAAGGGCUUUAGUAAUGAUCUAAGCCCUUGGAUCCGAGUGUGAAAGCUAUCUCAAUAUCUCCUUUUGAACUAUAAAUUAAAGAGAAAAUGAAGCAGAUGGCUUAAUCUUUGUGCUCCAUUAUUUUGGGCAAUACAGUGAAGGGUCUGGUUCAAAAUUAAAGAGUAAGCUUUCACAGUUGAAACCUUAAUCAGCCAAUUUAAAGAUGGUUCUCCUGUUGCAUGUGGAUAGGCUUGGGUUUAUUACAAAAAUAGUAUAUUUGAGCAUGGACCAACUUCUGUGAAUAUUGCAGUUUCCAACUUCAUAGUCGUAUUCUAACUAUGGGUGUCAUGUAAAAUGAGGUGAACCAAGAAUUAAGAUGUAACAAGUACAUCCUAAUGGAAAUACAUACUUCUUUUGCAACGUUGACAUUGCCAAAUAGGAAGUCUAAUAUUCAGCUUGUAUUACUUUUUGUGAGGGAAAGAUAACCUGGAGCAAGAAUCUAACUGAAUUCUCCAUGUGUAUUGAUGCCCUUCUGUAUGAAUACUUAUUUUAAAUAAACAUACACUCUGCCUUUUUCACAUGCACAGAU